GCAUUUAGAUCUCAAUCAAAAAGCGGAUUUAACUUUAAAAGGUGUGGUGGGUACUAUCAUUAAAGAUUAUUUUCCGCGGCUAACACAAUCACAACGACAAUUAUUCGAAGCUUCGCCGUUUGGAAUAUUCUUAAAAUGCAUAUCCCACAUGGUGAUCCGUUACUUGUGCAUUUGAUGAUGUUGCACGAAGUAAGGUCUCAAGAAGUAUUUGAAAUGGGGAGGUUUUUUUUUGAUAUACAAGGGACGCAUUUGGAUUUUGGUGAAACGGAAUAUAUUCUCAUUUGUGGUUUAAAAGUUGGUCCUUAUGUGGAUUUACUCCACGAUGAAAAAGGCCGGUCAAAUUCAAGUCUUCGUGCUCGGUUGUUCCCAGACAUUUCUGAUGCGCGUAUGCGGUUGAAAGAUUUGGAAGACUUCAUUAUGUCUCCAAAAUAUUUGGCAGUUCAAGAUGAAGAUGUUGUGAUGCUUAUCCAGCUUGUUUUUGUGUUGAAGGGACUCCACGGACGGGACGUUAAAAUGUGCAUUCCCGCUGCAAUAUACAAGCUUGCUGAUAAUAGAGAUGAUUGGAACAGGUAUUACAUUUAAAUAUUGUGUAAAAAUAGAAUACAAUAAUAAUAACUAUAAUAUACAAUAUGAAAAUUGCAGGUUUGCAUGGGGUACGUAUUUUUGGAGGUAUACUUCGCGGAUGAUGCGUGGAAUGUUUAAGAAAAUAGUAGAAUUUAGACAAUUCAAGGAGGCCAAUCCCGAAUCCAAGAAAAUACACAAGUAUACCGUUCCUGGUUUUAUGCUGCCGUUUAAGAUCUGGAUUUUGGAGACGUUCCCCGAGGCAACCAAAUUUUAUGUACGCAUCCCGACAGAAUUGUCGCGGAUGAGGUCGUGGAGAAGUAAAACACCGUUAUCUUGGGAUAACUGUCAUCGAAUAAUCAACGUGCUUGUGCCUAACAACGUACCUAUUCCAGUCGUGGCAAAUGGGACGGAGUUGAUGUUGCCGUUUUAUGUUCGCUAUGUCAAUCGGACUCUUAACCAUGAAGAGUCUCCUCCACCGCAACAUAGUCCGGUCCGAAAUAGUCCACCUGUUGUUGCCUCGCCUCCUCGAAGAACUAUGUACAAGUCGGAUACAUGUUCGAUUGAAUCUGCCACAAAUGCUUCUUCCUCGCAACAUCCUGAAAUAGACACAACUUAUACGUCAAGCGACACAUCAACGAGGGUCGUAAAGAAGAAGAAGAUUAGCACAAAGGCAUUAGUGAAGCGUCUACUAGGCGUUGUGGCUGAGUUAUCAUCUAAAGUAGAUCGUGUAUUACAUGAAAAAGAUGAGCCAAACAAACGGUUUGUAGAGGAGGAGGAGGAGGAGGAGGAGGAGGAGAUGAUAAAUGAAGAGGAUGAAGAACCAUAUUACCAUGAUACACAGUUCGACUAUGGUGGUUUGGAGGAGAAAGUUGCGCCUACACCUACGCAUGGUGAGCCGUCACAAGACGUGGGUGAACAUGACACAAAAAUAGUGACUCUUAUUGGUAGGCCGCAACGAAAGAGGGCUGUUGCAUGGUAUCAGCGGACUCCGUUCACAGUGAUGCAAUCGACAGCAAAAUUGAAGAAAAUCAGCAAGACAAGGAAGAAAAAAAUAGAGGAGAGUCCUAAAAAAACAAAUGAGGACAUUGUCAAUGCAGAGAGUAGUGACGUUUCAAACCAUCUCUUGUUGGACAGUAUUUAUAGUAAUAGUCCGAUGAGUUUUUGGAAAGAAUGGAGUGUGCUCUCUUCCAAACUCAUCACUAAACAUAGGCUGCAUAUUCUCCCACUAGAUAUGGAUUUUUGGUCGAGGUUACUUUCUGUUACUGACAAAGGGUGGUUACUUUCUUCGGUAACAUUCUUUUAGUUAAAAUUUUAACUAUUUUUUUAGACUAGAAUUUAUAUAAAUAAUUCUAACAUUUUUAUCUUAAAAUGUACAGCAUAUUGCGAUAUGGAGUUCCUUGUUGAUGGAAAGGCGGCCGGCGAACGCUAGGUGGACGAUAUUUCCACAAGAAAUCAAUUUGGAACCCGGAAAAUCAUUAUUUUUAAGGAAUGUAGCAAAUGGUUUUGGAGGUUGUCCUAAAUGGAAGGAUGUGGAUAUGGUUAGUUAACUUUAAUAUUAUUAUUUUAUAAAUAUAAUAUUACUGAAAUUACGAGUAUUUAAUUUAUAUUAUUUUUUGCAGGUUCUAUUCGUAAUAAAUGUUAUUAGUGCCCAUUGGUUUAUGGCGGUGCUACAUUUAGAUACCUGGAAAGUAGAAAUUUAUGAUUCAGCACGAAUUGCGGGUUACUUCUCAAAGUACUUAACUGGUGGAGAAUUCACAAGUUUUGGAGAUAGUAUUAUCUCAGAGUUAGAUGUCAUUGAGUACUGGAACCAUUUCCCCGUUGGACACAAAGACAAAGCA
This is a messenger RNA of Lactuca virosa, 2402 nucleotides long. NCBI's taxonomy places the organism in Eukaryota, Viridiplantae, Streptophyta, Magnoliopsida, Asterales, Asteraceae. The record is from the annotation of a GenBank genome assembly.